Lachancea nothofagi CBS 11611 is the source of this 2412-nucleotide messenger RNA. The record is from the annotation of a GenBank genome assembly. NCBI's taxonomy places the organism in Eukaryota, Fungi, Ascomycota, Saccharomycetes, Saccharomycetales, Saccharomycetaceae.
AUGAGGACCACGAAAGUGCGACGCUGUGCCCUUCUAGGAGCAUUAGCGUUAAUUUUGGCUUAUUAUUUGAUAGCACGUAAAGGUGCCGAGUACCAUGCUGAGACUCCAAGCGAGAAACCAGUUGAUAAGACGGAGAAUGAAUUCAAGGUCAUCCAAAUACUACAAAAAGCUCAAUUGCGAGAGCUCUUCCAGGCUUGGUACUUCAGCCCCUCAGAAAGCUUUAAAUCAGGGCCGUUGAACGAUGACUUUACACUAUCAGAGUUAAGACGCGGGCAAAGAGCCGUGCAUGUACAUGAUUCCCAAUCUUAUUCUUUUACAAAGUAUGAGUUCGAUGCAAGAUUCACGAUUGCCACCUACAUUAGGCAUUUACGGCAAAAAACAGGCGAUAACAAAGUCCCUUUCAAUUGGUAUGACUGGAAGGACCUAGGUUCUACAUUAAAUCCGUUGAUGUUCUCUGAAAUUGGUGCAGGCCCAAGCUGUGGAGAUUUAUUUGUUGAAGAUCCUGUCGAGCGUUUCGACGAACAGUCGGCUACGCAAUGGGAAGGUUUGCCGAAAGCGAGCUCGGAGGGCUAUUCAAUUUCCAGAUUUUGCAUAUCAUCGAGAAACUCACCGCUUAGCUUUGACCUUUUAGAGAUACAGCCAAGAUGUACCCCCGAGGCGCUGGCGCUGCAGUCCGCAUCGUUUUUGUUCAGUCGAAGGAUCAGCCCAAUAGCUUUGAAUUUUAUGAUAAUGGAUGGCACAGUUCUCAAGUUAGAUGUUGUUCGAGCAGAGUACGGUUUUUCCCUUGCCGAUAGCCCUUUGCUUCAAGAGUAUUUUUCAAAUCACACAUACACUGAAAUAGUAUUUGAUCCAGUAACGGAACAUAACGAGCUCGCAAAGUCUUUUGCAUCCAAUAACUCCAGAGGGCCUCGAGAAUACCUCACAGCGGUUCCGUCCGAGAAAUUUGACUUCGAUUUAGAUGCGAAAAUUAAGGAGCUCCGCAGUAGAGAAGGUCAGUCUACAAACGAAUUGAAUUACUUAGCGAACUUGGAAUACGUGCAAACUCAUCAACGUGCUGGUGGGAAAGAAUAUAAAUAUUUUCACGAAACAUCCGAGCUAUCGAACACUCCCGAUCGCUUUCAAAAUCAUAUGGAUGUCAGGUUCUUUUCCGGCUUGAUCACUAACAAAUGGAGGAGACUCCGAAUUUUGAAUUCUCUGACUAGAUGCUGGCAUCUGUUUGCAGAAUCACAAAACUACACAUCCUGGCUGGCUCACGACUCGUUAUAUGCCUAUCUAUAUACUGGCUCACAGUUUCCAUGGAGCACUACACAAGUGGUUCAAAUGCCGGUUAACGACCUCCACCUAUUAGCGCAAUACUUCAAUCAAAGCUUAAUUAUAGAGUCCCCACUGGAAGGCAACGGAAGAUUUUUCAUAGAUGUCCAACCCUUUAUUGCUUCUCGAAACCAUGAAGAUGAUCUCAACAACGUCGAUGCGAGAUUCAUAGAUGUUGACAGUGGUUUGUAUAUUGAUAUCUUAGGGGUCGGCUAUUCAGCUAACACUUUAGAAAACAGACGGCUCAAAUCACAGUAUGAAAGAAAACUGGCUGGCGCUGUUAGUCUCGCAGCUGGCAACAAAGAAAUUGGAAUUAUUUCCGAGAGGAGUGGCAAAAACUUUUUGAUCACAGAUUUGUUGCCUUUACGCCUCUCAAAAUAUCACGGCUUACCAGUCAAUGUUCCGUGCCAUACGCUGACAAUUGUGAAAGAUGAGAAUUCCGUAUUUUCUAGCCUCUACGGUUCUAAACAAUUACUUCAGAAGCACCGUCUUAUGCCUGCUUUAGGUACAUGGAUAGAAAACAACAAGCUAAAGGAUCUGCUGGGCACUCGAAGAGCACCAAAAGCUCACGAACUGACGGCAGGAGAGUUGCGUGGAAUGCUUCAAAAGUUUACAAUUGAGUAUGGCCAGCAUGAAGAGCUUCUUUACUGGAUAAAUUCCCAAGAUCAGUUUAACUUUAGAUUGAAGGAGCUAGCCAUAGAAUCUUCAGAUAUGAACCGACAAGAGAAGCUAUUUGCACUAGAAAGGCUACAAACUCUUUCUAAUAAACUUCAUACAAGCUUUCGAGACCCUUUUUUAACUGAUAAGAGAGCACGCAAAUGGGAUAGCUCAGCUGCCAAGUUGGACACUGCAAUUGGCUCGAGCAAUUAUUCUAAAAGGAUUAUACAAGAGAUUUUGGCUCAGGUUGCAGAUAAUUUCAUAUCGAAGAAAAGGCAACAAAGAAAGAAACAGAUAUACUUAAGCCAGGAAGCCGAUAACGUAGCAGUGGCAACCACUCGUUCUGCUAACUUGUAUUUUCUGAGAGAAGAGGAGGACGAAGUCCUACCCAAUGAGCCUUUAGUUUUCAAGUCAGACUUUGCAGCUUCAUCAUCUAGCAAUUGA